CUCAGUUACGCACGAGAGUCCAGGGAGCGAGCAUUGGAUAGGAGGCUUUACUCGAGACACUUCCAAACGAACCCAACCAUGAAGGCGAGCCUGAAGAUAAAGACACCGACUUCCGGCAUGGAACUACUGCUACUGGGCUUGGCAGCAGCUUCCGUGCCAGGCGCCACUGCUGCAGACUCGAAUAUUGGCGGUGUGAAGGCCUUGGAUCGCCUCCAUGCUGGGCUAUUCCUCAAGUAUGACAGCCUGGUGCAGCCGCAGUUCGAAGGCGUGCCCACGCCCGUCUCGCUGGGUCUGGUGAUCAACUACAUAGACAUCGAGGAAAUCAACGGCAAGAUGACCGUUCACUGCUAUCUGAAUAUCCGCUGGAAGGACGAGAACCUGGUCUGGCAGCCCUCGGAGUACGACAACAUAUCGCAAAUCAUUGUGCGGUCCAGUGAGGUGUGGACGCCGCAGAUCACGCUCUUCAAUGGCGACGAGGGUGGCCUCUUGGCAGACACCCAGGUCUUGGUGGGCUCCAAUGGGAACCUGCUGAGGGUUCCUCCGGCCGUGUAUACCGCCUAUUGCAACCUCAACAUGCAGAAUUGGCCGCAGGACGAGCAAACGUGCACCUUACAGAUCGGCUCGUGGGGCUUGAAGAACAUUGUGGCGGAGAACAUAACGGGCAAGGACACAUCGAUGGACUACGAUGAGCUGGUGCAGUCGCCCGAGUGGGAAAUAGUGGACUCCAAGGCGAAGUUUAUCAACCAGGACUUUUACGGCUACAUGGAGUACACGCUGACGGCGAAGCGCAGGUCCUCCAUGUACACCGCUGUCAUUUAUACGCCGGCGUCUUGCAUUGUCAUUCUGGCCCUGGCCGCCUUCUGGCUGCCGCCGCACAUGGGCGGCGAGAAGAUUAUGAUCAAUGGAUUGCUAAUCAUCGUCAUAGCCGCCUUCUUGAUGUACUUUGCCCAGCUGGUGCCGGUGAUGGCCAACAAGACGCCUCUCGUUGUUAUCUUCUACAGCACCACGCUUCUGCUGCUGAGCGUGUCCACGAUCAUCGAGGUGGCCGUGCUCUACCUGGCCACCGUCAAGCACAAGAGACGCAUCCCUGAUGUGCUGAGGAAGCUCCUCCACGGCAAAGUCGGCACCUGGCUGCUGCUCUCGCAUUUCUGCACCCAGCCAGCGCCGCAGCAGACGGAGAAGACCAACGAGCUGUACGAGCAGCAGCAGGAUCAGGAGCAGCAUGUGUACGAAAACGACGAUGACGAGGCAACGAAUCCCUUGGACAUCAAUCCCAGCGAGGUGCCCGCCUACAAGGCCAUCCAGUUCGAUUGGGCGCUGCUGGCCACCGCCGUGGAUCGCGUUUUCUUCGUGGUCUACAGCCUGGCCUUCCUCAUCCUGGCCAUAACGUGUGCUGUCUAGGAUCAAGGCGGGGAACAUGUACUCCUUAAGCAUCAUUUAUUCUUUAAUCGACGUGCAAAAUUAAAAUUACUUAAUGAUGA
Molecule: messenger RNA, 1481 nt
Organism: Drosophila kikkawai
Lineage: Eukaryota; Metazoa; Arthropoda; Insecta; Diptera; Drosophilidae
Gene: nAChRbeta3
Product: nicotinic Acetylcholine Receptor beta3
Biological process (GO): regulation of membrane potential; chemical synaptic transmission; nervous system process
Cellular component (GO): neuron projection; plasma membrane; synapse
Molecular function (GO): transmitter-gated monoatomic ion channel activity involved in regulation of postsynaptic membrane potential; excitatory extracellular ligand-gated monoatomic ion channel activity; transmembrane signaling receptor activity
Source: RefSeq, a predicted model, not a curated record